Molecule: messenger RNA, 702 nt
Organism: Onychomys torridus (southern grasshopper mouse)
Lineage: Eukaryota; Metazoa; Chordata; Mammalia; Rodentia; Cricetidae
Product: 40S ribosomal protein S6-like
Exons: 3
Coding region: 1-702 (233 amino acids)
Biological process (GO): translation
Cellular component (GO): ribosome
Molecular function (GO): structural constituent of ribosome
Source: RefSeq, a predicted model, not a curated record
AUGAAGCUGAUUAUCUCAUUCCCUGCCACAGGCUGUCAGAACCUCAUCGAAGUGGACGAUGAGCGCAAGCUUUGUACGUUCUAUAAGAAGUGCAUAGUCACAGAAGUGGCUGCCGAUGCCCUGGGUGAAGAGUGGAAGGGUUAUAUGGUCCGAAUCAGUGGCGGGAAUGACAAACAAGGUUUUCCCAUGAAGCAAGGCGUGUUGACGCAUGGCAGAGUGCCCCUGCUGUUGAGUAAGGGGCACUCUUGUUAUAGACCAAGGAGAACUGGAGAGAAGAAGCACAAGUCUGUUCGAGGAUGCAUCAUGGAUGCCAAUCUCAGUGUUCUCAGCUUGGUUAUUGUAAAGAAAGGAGAGAAGGAUAUUCCUGGACUGACAGAUACUACUGUGCCCCGUCGGUUGGUGACAGACGCUGAUGCCUCUGGGGGCGUUCACUCUCUUACAGAGCCACAGAUUCCCAUCACUGCUAUACCCAGUAGAGCAGUUGCAAAAGCGGGGAAAGCCUGCAAAGUGAGAUGCUCAAGUCCUGUCAACUCUGGAGGUUUACAUGCUCCUCAAAUAAGAAUGAAAAAAGAUGUUUCUCUAGAUUCAGAUGUGCUGAAAGAGUUUUCCAGGCCAAAGCCAUCAACCGGAUGCACCAUCGCCAAAGCUGCCCUUCUGCUAUCAGGCCACUACAGUCUUCACUUCUCUACCAUCCCCCCAUAG